Budorcas taxicolor (takin) is the source of this 588-nucleotide messenger RNA. It is a transcript of the gene TNFRSF12A, whose product is annotated as TNF receptor superfamily member 12A. The transcript has 4 exons. Gene Ontology annotation, biological process: positive regulation of apoptotic process. Bases 61 to 450 code for a protein of 129 amino acids. Lineage: Eukaryota; Metazoa; Chordata; Mammalia; Artiodactyla; Bovidae. Gene Ontology annotation, cellular component: plasma membrane. The record is from RefSeq and is a predicted model, not a curated record. Gene Ontology annotation, molecular function: protein binding.
ACUGUAUGCCCUGGUCCACCAGUGGCGAGCGCAGACGGCAGCGGCUGCCAGACGAGCACCAUGGCUCACUGCCCGCUACGCCCGCUGCUGCGGCUCCUCGUGCUGGGGCUCGGGCUGGCGCUGCUGCGCGCCGCGGCCGGGGAGCGAGUGCCAGGCACCACCCCCUGCUCUCGCGGCACCUCCUGGAGCGCGGACCUAGACAAGUGCAUGGACUGCGCCUCGUGCCGGGCGAGACCACACAGCGACUUCUGCCUGGGCUGUACUGCGGCCCCUCCAGCCCCCUUCAGGUUGCUGUGGCCCAUCCUGGGGGGCGCCCUGGGCCUGGCCCUCGUGCUGGGGCUGCUUUCUGGCUUCCUGGUCUGGAGACGGUGCCGCAGGAGAGAGAAGUUUACCACCCCCAUCGAGGAGACCGGUGGGGAGAGCUGUCCUGGCGUGGCCCUGAUCCAGUGACAGGGCGCGCCCCCUGCCAGCAGGAGGCUGUGCCCUCUCAUCAUUCAUUCAUUCAUUCUGGAGCCAGCUCCAGCCUCCCAGACACAGCCAGAGCCAGGCUGCUCCAACCACAGGGGUGUGGAGGGAUGGGGGACAGUG